Molecule: messenger RNA, 1215 nt
Organism: Lasiosphaeria miniovina
Lineage: Eukaryota; Fungi; Ascomycota; Sordariomycetes; Sordariales; Lasiosphaeriaceae
Product: ribosomal subunit 39S-domain-containing protein
Exons: 3
Coding region: 1-1215 (404 amino acids)
Cellular component (GO): mitochondrion
Source: RefSeq, a predicted model, not a curated record
AUGCGUCGUUUACCGAGGCUGGGAAGCUCAGCUACCGUGGCAGCUCUGCCUAUGUCGUCAACAGCUUGUCUCCGGACACCUGCAGCGAGUUUGUUCAAAUGCGAAAUCGCCCUGACUUCGGCGACGCAGCCACACAGCGUCCCACGGCAACGGCACCAGGUCUGGGCCAACCGGUUCCAGAGCCAACGGCGAUGCCUGUCGUCUGCACCUCCCCCGCCUGCCUCUACCCCCGAAAAGGCUGUCGACGGUGCCUCAGACGUAGACACACAAAACAUCCAACUCUCGGCGAGCCAAUCCCGUAGGCGCCUCCGGGCCCGCCUGCCCAAGACUGAUCUCACGAUCCCCCGCAAACAACGCACUGUGCCACGGCCGGCCGAUAUUCCGGAUGCCGAGUACGUGCCGGCCGAGUCGGGUCUCGGCCUCGAAGAGGUUGGCGGUCUGGAAGGCUGGUGGGACAACCCGGCACAUUGGGGACCUUCCAAGAAUUACGUUGGGUUCGGGCUGCAGGAGAAGGUGAUGGACGCGGCCUUGCUCCAGGUGCUCGCCAGGAAGGCCUUGGUCGAGGCUAUCGCUCUGAAGGACAAGUUCGAGUCCAAGAUCAAAAACUAUAGACGGGUGGACCCAACCCCCGCCGAGUUUCGGAUGGCUGAGCUUGUCAGGAUUUCGAGCAAAGAGAUCCUGGUCGCAGAGGAUGGUUCUCCGACCAUGGCGCAGCACGACGUAUACAAGACCCUGAAAGCCCUGAGCCACCGGCUGCCGGUGGCCGAGGGCGAAGUUCUCCCCAAGCCUGUCGGCCCAGAAAUGACGCCCGAAGAAGCAAAGGAGCUGCUAGAGUCGUGGGACCGCAAUUGGAAGGCGGCCUCUAUCGAAGACCCGGCCCUCAGGUUUUAUUUGGUCAAGCGGAUCCAGCGGCUUACCGGGCACGUCAUCCCAGAUGCCAAGCUGGUAGGAGUCAGGCACAUGGGCGGGCUACUCUCGGUGCUCGUGAAGCCACCCAAGGCCUUGAAGCUGGCCGAGCUGAUCACUACAAAGAGUCUUCUGCCGACGCUUCCCAACGUGAAGAUAUACCCGCGGAGAGUGACGCCUGUGGACAAGGAGAAGAUGGUGGGCCGCUGGAAGCUUAUCCAGAAGGAGCUCCAAGAGCGCGGUCUGCCUGUCGUUGGCACCGAAGGUUACGGAGCGGCGGUCGAAAAGAAGUGGGUUACGGGCAAUUAA